Psylliodes chrysocephalus is the source of this 3040-nucleotide messenger RNA. The record is from the annotation of a GenBank genome assembly. Lineage: Eukaryota; Metazoa; Arthropoda; Insecta; Coleoptera; Chrysomelidae.
GUCAGGUGACAGGAAACAGAAAUAAUAAAUAAUGGAAAUAAUUUCGCAGUAAUGUUUGUACUUGUUUAUUAGCUUUUUAAAAAUCUAAUACUUUAGGACAUAUUUUAUUACUGUUUAGUGGUGUUUAUGUUAUUAUUUUUGGAAUAUUUUACUCUGGUAAACUUUAUAUAGUAUCAGCAGUCUGACUGAAAGUUUUAGCAUGGCAAGCUGUAGUGUUGCCGUUUGCAAACGCAAUUUUUACAAUCAAAAAUUAGCAAAAGAACGGAUAUCAUUUUUCGCUUUUCCAAAAAACGACCGUUUACAAAAAAUAUGGGUGGAACGUUGUUUUAGAAAAAAUCAGUUCAAUGUUAAAACUGCGAAAAUAUGCAGUGUUCAUUUUAAAGGAGAGGAUUUUAUCGAUGAUAUUCGGGCACGAGUCAUGGGAACUGAACCCAAAUUGAAAUUAAAGGCUAAUGCUUUACCUACUUUACAUUUAAAACCAGAUGGACAUAAUGUGGUUUCUUACAAAUAUAAAACACAAACAAGUGCAAGAAGUCAAAGGGCUUUAAAAAAAGAACGUAAAGUGUUAGUUGAAGAAAUUAUCAAAAGGCCUCCCCAUGUUGAUUCUCCUGCACUAUUUACUAACUUGUCUAAUUUGUCAUCCACUAGCAUCAAGUCUGAUGAAAAUAAAAUAAAACGUGAAUAUGAAAGGUUACUAGAACAGAAUAAAAUGUUAAUAAACGAAUUGGAAAAAACUAAAGAAGAAUUAUCACAAGCAAAAAAAAUGCUAAAAAUGCUAGAACAAAAUGAGAGCAAUAUGGAUUUCAUUAUUAAAAAAAGGGUUACUGACUUGCUUAAGGAAGUUUUUAAUAAAAAUGAGUUGGAAGUAAUUUUUAAGAAUUAAACAAGGCCUGUUGGACUUCAGAAAAAUUACUAAAACGUUCACAACAAGAUAUUUUAGUAAAAGGUGCUAUCUUUACCUCAGAAAUACUUUUAAGUACCUAUCCCUUAUCAGGGAUUUCAGCUUUACAAAGGUGAGCUGCUAAAUCUUAGAUGGGGUCUUCUGAAUGGUGUUUUGCUAGAGAUGAAUAUUUCUGGAAUGUCAAAGACUGAAUUGCAAAGAAUAACACUUUGUCAUUUAAUGUUAUAAAAGUUUGCUCAAUGUAUGAAUUUUACCAGAUGGAAGACAGAUGAAGUGGUUGGGCCCCAUAAAUAUAUGCAAGUAAUAAUGGUCCAGGGACUUUUUGACAAAUGGAAACAAUCUGUUUAUAUUGGUUUUGACAAAUAAAUCCUUUUGACAACAAUAGCUGCUUUCUAUGACAAAAAAUAUAAUGUAGUUGCUUGUAUGUCAGAUUGUGGUGGAAGGAAUUGAGGACUAUGGACGCAACUCAAUAUUCCCAUUAAAAAAAAAAACUAUUUUCAAUAUCCCUUAAAAGAAGAAAAAGUUUGUGUUUGCAGAUGCACCACAAAUUCUAAAAUUAGUAAGAAUUUGUUUUAUCGAUACUGGCUUUUAACUUGAAGAUUGAACAGUAUUGAAAAAAUAUUUGUUAAAAGAGAUUAUAGACAUCACAUCAAUGGAAGUAAAUGCUCUACAUAAAUUAAGGCCUAUCCAUUUGGAGGAAAAAAACUCAAAGGCAAAAUGUUGCACUUCAGCUGAGUUGUUGUCUCAUACUCCAGAAACAGCAUUAUUUUCAUAAUGAAAGAAGCGUUAAAAAAGUGCUGCAUAUAAAUUAAAAGACUCCAUUGAGCUGGUGAAUAGAUGGUUUGACUUAAUGUAUUCUUUUACCCCAUCAUCUAAUUUGGCAUUGAAAUGUCCCCAUGGAAUGAAUUUAGAGUUAUAAAAGGACAAUGAAAUGCAUUGGAAAACGGUCACUGCCAGUCUUUCAGAAAGGAAUUCCCAUAUCAACUUAUUCCAUUGAAGAAUUAUUUAUUGAUCUGAGAAACAAAUAAAGCAUUUCAUAUUUAAUAAUACAAACUGAACCAAGAUUGUCUUGAAAAUAUUUUCUCCCAGCUGAGAACAAGGGGUGGAUUACAUGAUCCUUUAUCUCUAAAAAUGCUUUGUACAGGACAAGAAUGAUAAUACUAGGAAAAAAUUAUGUUGUAGUGCAAAGCCAUAGGAAUGUUUUAAAGCAUGAUAAGGAAGAAGGAGAAUAUUUAUUGGCAAAAGCUUUCCAGCAAGAUAAGUAUUCAUAAUUGCAUUGCCUUUGGACGGCUCACAAAUCUGUCUAAUGAUUGGGUAGAAAAAUGGAAAAAUAUCCACAAACAGUUUAUGCUGGUAAAAACGUAAUUAAAAGAACUACUAACAAGAAGUAUUUAGAUAUUCCUAAAUACAUAAUAAAUUAAUACUCUAAAUAAAGACUGUUCAUGAGAAUAAAAUAGUUCAAUUUUGUGAGAACUUAAACUGAAUUAAGUAUAAAAAAAGUGAAGAAGAGAUGAAUGAAGAUUUAGAUGAUAAUUCCAGAAAACUACUGAUAAAAGAAAUGAAAAGAAUUAUAAAUAUAAAUGUUAAACUAGUAUACAAAAAUUAUAUCCUUUUUAUAUAAAUUGAAAUUUUUGUAUUCUUUGUAAAAUCCGAACACAAUGAAAUAAAAAAUGGGUGCAUUACACUGUUAUAUUUUCGUUUAUUUUUAAACAUAUAAUUUAGUUAAAUUCCCAAUUGCGUUAUUGCCUUGAACACGGUUUGACCCUUAUAAAAGGACAGCCCGCGCUGAAUAACACCGGUAUCAUGCGAUACACCGAGGUGUAUCGACUUCAUUCGGCGCAGGCAGUGGUGUGACGCAAUAACGCAAUGAGUUGGCGCAAUAGAGUGCGCCGGAGUUAGUGUAUCAACGCAAAGAAUUUUAGUGCGUUACCCAUAUCUACACCAUUGUGUUAUAAACUAAGUUUAAAAUGACAUUUUUACAUUAACAAUGUCAUUUUAAUCUCCGUUUAACUCAACGGUGGAAUCGGCCCUUAGUAGUAUUUCCAAUAAUAGCGAUAUUUCAGAUAUUUUUAAAUGUUACUUCCUGUUUAAAUGUGUAAAAUUAAUUUCUUGUAAAUUAUCAUAAUAAAUAUGUAUUAG